Porites lobata is the source of this 2546-nucleotide messenger RNA. The record is from the annotation of a GenBank genome assembly. NCBI's taxonomy places the organism in Eukaryota, Metazoa, Cnidaria, Anthozoa, Scleractinia, Poritidae.
UCAGGACUGCGCUUCUUACACGAAAACUACGACCCCCGUUGUUGGUAUUGGGAACUAGUGGAGACAGUUCGAAAGGUUAUUUUGACAUCUGGAUUGAUCCUUCUUGGUGGCGAGAGCAGAGCUUACAUUGCGCUAGCAUUGCUUUUAUCUGGACUGUACGGGAUGUAUUUCGGGCUAAAAAAGCCCAUAAGUGAUCGAUUCGAAAACAACCUUAUGCUGUCUUCACUUGCCGUUACGUUCGUAAACCUUGCAAUAGGAGCCGUGAGCACAAUCCCAAGUGAAGGUUUUUCGACAACAGUCGACCCAGUCGUGGAUACUCUGGUGUUCAAUGGCUUGGUCUUUGUUGCCAACACCUUGGUUAUUGGAAUCCUUGUCGGUAAGUUAUCAUCAUGCAUUCUAUUCUUCUGUCACACAAUCCCUUUACAUUUAACAGUCAGGUUCAUACCUUAAUUGGGCACCAGACUGAUUAACUUGGUAAAAGUUCUUGCAAUGAAAGAUACAUACCUUACUUCAUAAUUAAUGAGUGCGUCCGAUUCACGAGUUGUACUGAGCGAACCAAAGCAGUGAUAAUCUGAAGUAAUUUGCUAAUUAAAUGAGUACUAAGAUAUAACGAAAGUUCUUUUUCGUUUUUUUUACUUUUAAUCACGACCAAAUCAAAUAGGCCUUGGAAAGGUCUUCUUAGUUCAUUCCUCUACGAACAGUGAUAUGCUUGCACUUGUUGGUAAAACUAGCUUAAUUAAAAUGAGUUUACAGGAUAUUGCCAUUUUUAUGUUUAAAAUCAACAAAACAUUAUUACCGACAAAUACAUCGCAACUCUUUCGUCGCUCACAGGUAGAUUAUUAUAUACCAAGAGCAAGAACUGUUACGUACGGAAAACACUAACUUAGGUUUUUCGACCCUACUUAACGGUCAAAGUUAGGUAUGAGCGAUAGAAACGAGAUAUCAUUAAAGAAAAUCAUAGACAGCAUAAAGAAAAAGGACUUGGAGGGGGCAGGGGGGGGUUAAUUCAAGAAGAAACAUGUAAGGGAUGUUAAUUAUGCAUGACUUACGUCAGUUUAAAAGUAGCUGUGAAGUAUUGCAAUAAGAUUAUUUUAUUUUAGAAACCUUCAUCUUAGAUAGUUUAUAAUUAAUCCAGAUUUGGACUGAACUGGAUUUUCAGAAGCCGAUAUCUUUUAUUAAUUACUUUUAAUAACAUUUAUAUGUUAACAAUUUUUGAAAUAAUUAGUUUAGCUAUGGUAAUAAAUCUUAAUAUUAUACUGUAAUAACUAAUUUUCACGUAAAAGUAUCCCCGAUUGUGUUAGUGGGCCUCCUUAGGCAUGCUAGAAGACCUAAUUACACUUAAUUAAAGUUGUAUGUAUGUAUGUAUGUGUGUAUGUAUGUACGCUCUAAAAAGCGGAAUAACCGAUACCAUCUUUGUUGUUUUGAGAAUUUUUUUCGUAUGCGGCGCGUAAUUGUUCAUACAACAUUUUUCACUUGUGAGAAAAACCGUUUGACACCAGUCAGGUUGGUUUUGCUUUGUUUAGAGUCAAUCUCGGUACUUUUGAAAUAAAAUAAUGUAAUGACCUCUGAGUUUAUUUCUAAAUUAUGAAGUUUUCUAUUUUUUUUUUUUAAUGUAUUACCAUGAACGCUUCACUUGAAUUAGAAAAAUGUUAAACGAUUUCCACGUGAUAUACCUUUUUAUCACCAAUUAGAUGAUAAUAUUGUAGUAAUCCCCCGUAUACAGUUACUGACUUUGUGGCACAGCAAAUGAAGAACAAAUGAAAGGUAAACACGAGGAAUUUAAAAAAAGACACUCUGAUGGUGAUCGUACCGUACCGUGAUAUGAUCCGAGAAAGGGUUAACCCUUUAAGUCCCAAUAUCCACAUACAAAUUCUCCAAACGGAUCUCUAUAUAUUUCCUUAAGGAAUGAGUUCAGAGAAUUUCAUAAAAGAUCAAACAUUUUCUCUUAGCUGAUCAUUUUAUUAAUUCUCAUAACCUAAUCUCUUGACAAUGUAUGUCUAUCGUUAUGAGAAAAUUGAUGUUGGUCACUAUUGGGACUUAAAGGUUUAACAACAUAGUAAGGUACCUUCAAACUUUGUUUCAAAACAUUCUGCAAUAUUAUUUUACUUCUUUAGCACUUCGGGUAUUUUACCUUUAAUUAUUAAAUCAGUUCUUUCAAGGCUUUUUGUGAAAACAGAUAGUUUUUUUAGUCAUUAUCACCAUUGUACUGUUCUCGUGCAAGUAACCGCCUUCAGGUCUUUCCUCUGUGAUGAAAGGUUAAUAUAAAUUGGAUCUAUAAAGGCCAAGUUUUAAUUUCAACGAGUGUUUAUUUUGUUUCAGUGCAAUAUCUGGUGUAUCUUUACCACUUUGUAAAAGAAUGGCGCAAGCAUCCAAAGUGGUCAUUCUCCUGCUGCCUGGCCUUGCUAUUGCCACUUAAUCAACUACAAGGAGAGAUACGCGGAUUAAGUGGGAAAAACAUACUAAAUCAGCAACUGCAAACUGGUGACAUCGAGUUGCCAACCAUUGCAAGUACUUUGAGGGAGAGUGGGGCAGUUGAUGUUACUCUU